Molecule: messenger RNA, 3555 nt
Organism: Hylaeus volcanicus
Lineage: Eukaryota; Metazoa; Arthropoda; Insecta; Hymenoptera; Colletidae
Product: mitochondrial intermediate peptidase
Exons: 10
Coding region: 118-2217 (699 amino acids)
Biological process (GO): peptide metabolic process
Cellular component (GO): mitochondrion
Molecular function (GO): metalloendopeptidase activity
Source: RefSeq, a predicted model, not a curated record
UCCCCUGGUUGGCAGAGAUAGUUCUCCGAGGGGUUAUGUAUACAUUUAGUACAAUCCAUUGAUUCUUUUGAGAUAUUUAAGUGUAUAUUUAUUACUCCUAUUAGAAAGAUCAGUUUAAUGAUUAAUAAAAAAAUGAUGCAUAUACUAAAGAAGCAGGUGUUGAGGCAUUUUAUAAAGCACAGAGGUGUUAAUACAUGGUCUCCUCUUGCGACAGCAUUCAACUCCAUUACCAAAGAAAAAUAUGAAUUUGACCUGUCGAAAAAUGAAAUUGGUUUAUUUGGUAUACCAGAAUUAAAAACUCCAGAAGGAUUCAACAUUUUAAAAGAUCGAGCAAUGAUCCAAACAGAUAUGCUGAUAGCAGAAGCUACCAGUGAAAAUAGGGUACGGAAGAUGGUACAAAUUUUUGAUGAUAUGUCUGAUACACUAUGCAAAGUUGCAGACUUGGCUGAAUUUGUUAGAAUUGCCCACCCAGACAGACAGUUUGUUAAAGCUGCAGAAAAUGCUUGUAUAUUUAUCAGUGGUAUAGUAGAAAAGUUAAAUACUCAUUGUGAACUAUAUAAUGCAUUACAACAUGUUGUAAAUAAUGGAGACAUUCAAGAAACAUCUAUUGUAGAUGAUCAUGUUGCAAAACUGUUCUUGUUUGAUUUCGAACAAUCUGGCAUACAUUUACCAGAAUCUAAAAGGGAGAAUGUUGUACAGUUGAAUGAUUACAUUUUACAAAUAGGUCAAAAAUUCAUGGCAGGUGCAGGUAAUGCACGAGUAGUAGAUGCUAACAUUCUUCCACCAGGUAUAAGAGAACAUUUCACAAUGAAGGAUAAUCAGAUAAUAGUGCAAGGACUUUAUGUAGAUUCUUCUAAUAAUUUGGUACGAGAAGCAGCAUAUCGUGUUUUUUUAUAUCCAGAUAGUGAACAAGAAUAUCUCUUGCACGAACUUUUAAACUCUAGGCAUGACUUGGCCAAAUUAUGUGGAUUUCCAUCAUACGCUCAUCGAGCUGUGAGGGGAAGUACAGUAGAAACACCAGAAGUAAUAUAUGAUUUUCUUAACAUCUUAAAUGAUAAUUUGAAGUUCAAAGCAGCACAGGAUUUCAAAGAAAUGCAAAGGUUGAAAGAUGCAGAGUCAAUGACAAAACAGGAUCUAAUGCCAUGGGAUACAGCAUACUUUAUGGGAAAAGCAAAAAGAAGUUGGUUAAAUAUGUCUAGUACUGAAUUUACUCCAUAUUUUUCUCUUGGUGCUUGUAUGGAUGGAAUAAACAUUUUAACGCGAGCACUAUAUGGAAUUCGACUGGAGUCUAUGCCAGUUUUAUUAGGCGAAAUUUGGGCAAAUAAUGUACAUAAAAUUGCUGUCAUAGACGAAAAUGAAACAAUUUUGGGCCACAUAUACUGUGAUUUUUUUGAGAGAGAAGGGAAACCUAAUCAAGACUGCCAUUUUACUAUUAGGGGUGGAAGACAAUUAUCUGAUGGAUCUUAUCAAAAUCCAAUAGCAGUAUUAAUGUUGUCAUUGCCAUCACCAAAGUGGUCUAAUCCGUGUUUGUUGAGCCCUGCAUCUGUAGAGAAUUUGUUCCAUGAAAUGGGUCAUGCAUUACAUUCUAUGCUAGGUAGAACAAAGUAUCAACAUGUAACUGGUACUAGGUGCAGUACAGACUUUGCAGAGGUUCCAAGUGUAUUAAUGGAAUAUUUUGCAAGCGACCCAAGAGUUGUGUCUACAUUUGCAAAACACUUUCAAACAUUGGAGCCAAUACCAACAGCUUUAUUAGAAAAAUUACACGCCUCCAAAAACAUAUUCUGUGCUUCUGAAUUACAAAAUCAAGUAUGCUACAGUAUGUUAGAUCAAGUUUAUCACAGUGGAAAGUUAGAGAAAUCGUCAACUGAUGUUUUAAGAGAGAUACAGGGGAAAUACUAUGGACUCCCUUAUGUUGAAAAUACAGCAUGGCAUUUAAGAUUCUCGCACUUGGUCGGAUAUGGUGCGAAAUAUUACUCUUACUUAAUUUCUCGAGCAAUUGCAUCUUGGAUAUGGCAAACUUAUUUUCAAGCAGAUCCUUUCAAUCGAACGGCUGGUGAUCGAUAUCGGAAAGAAUGUUUAGCACACGGAGGUGGCAAACCAUCUUCUAAAUUAGUGUCUGAUUUUUUGGAUAAAGAAGCCAAUGCCAACAAUUUUGCAAAAUCUUUACUUAACGAAAUCGAUAUGAGGACUGAUCAAGUCCAAAAAGUAAAAAGAUAAGCCAUGCAAAGGCAAUGUCUAAAAUAAUUACUUAGAAGACAUUAUUACUACGGAUAAACAAAUUUUAUAAUAAAGAACAAAUACAAAAAGAGAGUAAUCCAUUUAUGAUAAAUAUUGUACAGAUAUCGAUAUUUCAAUUUUAACUAUAAAAAAACAUAAAUAAUUUUAUAAUCAGAUAUAUACUUUGUAAAUAAAAUGUCAAUAAUUCUAAUUAAUGUAUUAUGAACAAAAGAUAAUUUGAGUUUUUUGUUUUAUUUUAUUACAAGUACGGAAACCUUACCCUAUUUACAAUUUUGACAAAUCUAUAAAUGGUUACACAAAAAUAAGAUUUUUAGUGUAAUACAGACAAAACGCAGUAUAAGGUAAUUUAUGAGAAUUAUUUUUAUAAUCUAGCUUCAUUUCUUGAAGUGUUUUGUUAAUCUACUCUACGUGGUAAAAUAAAGCUAUUGUUUUAUUCUUACAAAAAUGAAAUAUUGUACCAAAACUUUAACAUUUCAAAUUACUUUGAGCAUGACAUAACCUACCAUGUACUGCGUUUAGGAUUGUUUUAAUUUGUAUUAAAACUCUCCGUCAGGGCUUCCAUUAAAAUUGGCUAAUGAUUUAUCAACAACAUGUUUCCUUGCGUUUAUACAAAAUUCCAUUAAUAAGCUAUUUAAUAAUUACACUGACAUAAAACGACUGAACAAGCCACUGAAUGAUUCAUUUCCAAAUCUUAUCAAUAGCAUUAAUAAUACAUGUAUAUUUUUUUUAAUAACAAUCGGUUCCUACGUUACGAGAAUUUCUGCUUAUUUCUUCGAAAAGUUUUUGUUGUCCUUACAUAUUUUAUGGCAUAGAACUAGACGUUUGUAUUCACAAAAAAGCACUGGACAUUUUUUUUUUACAAUAAUCUCUUGUCUUCGUUUUUAGAUUACACUAAAAGUGAUUAUAACAAAUUGUGUUUCAUCUAAUAUGUAGUUACAGCAAUUUAAGAUUUAUUUAUUUUCAUUUCAGUACUGCAUCGUUAUCUUCCUUAAGUUUCAUUUUGCACAGCAUUCACACCAGCAAUUGUUUUUGUUUAAAUAAUUAUUUGUAAAAUAACCUUGUAAUACAGAGUCACUAAAAAAAAAGUAAUUAUAGCGCAAAUAUUAUAUUUGUCAUGUCUUUCGAAAUAUUCAUAGAAUGUAAUGUACUUUUAUUACAUAUUACGUCUAUAAUUUCGAUUGCGGUUGUAAUAUAUGCAUAUAGACUCAAUGCAGGAUUAAUACAUAAUUUAAAAAAAAAUUUUAUUUUAAAUUGUUUUUUCAAUAUCAGUGCAAUUGUAAUUAAUUUCAAUAUUUUAUAAUACAUACAAAAUAAAAA